AUGGUAGACAUCGUCUUCGUCGACAUCUUGGCCAUGAUCGCCGUGCCGAUCCAGCUGUUCUUCUUCCUGCUCUACUUCAUCCGCUUCCGGAGAGAGCCGAUCACUCCCCGCGGGCGAGUCCUCACCACAUUGACAUUUGUCUUUGUCCUGGCGCACCAUCUGGUUCUGGUGGCCUCGAUUGGCUACAAGGACCGGAUCAUCUCCUGCUGGCCGGUUUUCAUCACCUCCUCCCUCUACGCCAACAUCUGGUGCCUGCCCUACUGCCUGCGCGCGGUGGUCGUUUACUACAAGCAUCUGCACAACCACCAUGCCAUGUGCGUGUCUCGCUUGAGCAUGCUCCGUGAUGCCCAGACCUCCAGCCUGCACUCGGAUUUCCCCUCCUCCGUUGGGCCCACCUCCCCGGGCAAGGAGUCCCAUGGCGGCGGGGACGGGCACAUUGGCGGCCGCCGUAGCCGCAAGAAGUCCCCCCUGGUCAAGCAGAACUCCGGCUUCCGGAAUCUCCUGAACCCCUGGGGCCCGAGCCGCUCCCAGCAGCAGCAGCAGCAGCAGCAGCAGCAGCAACACUCCCGGCAGGAGGCCCAUCCGAUGAAGACCAUGGGCUCCGCGCAGGCCACCCUCCCGGCCGAUUCGCAUGCCCAGGUUCCCCCCUCGCCCGGGGGCAUGGACACCUGCGCCACGCCGGAGCCCUUGACCGACACCAGCAGUUCCCUCAGCAUGGAUGCGACCUCCUCGUCUUCCACCUCCCCGAGUCAGCCCGCCCUGGCUGGGCCUCCUCGCGGCUGA
Fonticula alba is the source of this 783-nucleotide messenger RNA. RefSeq lists its product as hypothetical. The coding region runs from base 1 to 783 and encodes 260 amino acids. The transcript is spliced from 2 exons. Lineage: Eukaryota; Rotosphaerida; Fonticulaceae. The record is from RefSeq and is a predicted model, not a curated record.